CGUGACCCAGUGGGUAGUGUGCAACGGUGGACGAAGGUGUUUGAUUAGGGAAGAGGCGGUGGGUUUCCGUGUAGUCGUGGAUGAUUGGAACCGGAGGAGGAGGAGGAAAGUGGAGAGUGGAGGGUGGAGGAAAGGUGGGUUGUGAUUGACGAGGUGUUUGCGAGGAGUGGAUUGAUGGUGAGGAGGUAAUUGUGGAAGUGGGUUUUUAGACGUUUUUGUGGCGGGGGGUGUGUGGAAGGAGCAGGAGGAGGAGGAAGGUUUGGUGAUUGAUUCAAAGAGGGGAGAGUGAUUGUUGUGUCGGUGGGAGGGAGAGUCUGGAGGUGGAGGAGAAGUGGGUGUGGUGACGAUGAUUAACGAGCGGAGGGUGAUUGAGUUGGAGCAAGGAUGGAAUUUCAUGCAGAAGGGGAUUACGAAGCUAAAGAAUCUGCUGGAGGGUGUGCCCGAGCAGCAGUUCAGCUCCGAGGAAUAUAUGUUGCUCUAUACAACAAUUUACAAUAUGUGCACGCAGAAGCCUCCGCAGGAUUACUCUCAGCAACUCUAUGAUAGGUAUAGAGAGUCCUUUGAGGGAUACAUUAAUUCCAAGGUGCUACCUGCUCUCAGAGAAAAACAUGAGGAGUUCAUGCUUAAGGAGCUUGUGAAAAGAUGGGAUAAUCAUAAAAUAAUGGUUCGAUGGUUAUCCCGGUUCUUCAAUUACCUAGAUCGGUACUUUAUCGCUAGGCGGUCACUUCCUGCAUUGAGCGAAGUCGGUCUGAUGCGUUUUCGCGAUCUGGUCUACGAAGAGAUGAAGGUCAAUGUGAAAGAUGCAGUAAUUGCUCUUAUUGACCGGGAGCGCGAAGGCGAGCAAAUAGAUCGGGCACUUCUUAAGAAUGUCCUUGGUAUCUUCGUUGAAAUUGGAAUGGGUAACAUGGAUGCUUACGAGACUGACUUUGAGGCAUUUAUGCUUGAAGAUACAGCUUCGUAUUACAAGAGAAAGGCCUCGUCUUGGAUUCAAGAGGAUUCAUGUCCUGAUUACAUGCUUAAGGCCGAGGAAUGCUUGAAGAGGGAGAGAGAAAGGGUUGGGCACUACUUGCAUGCUAGCAGUGAGCAAAAACUGCUUGAGAAAGUUCAACAUGAACUCCUGACUCAAUAUGAGACACAGUUACUUGAGAAAGAGCAUUCAGGCUGUCAUACUCUGUUGAGAGAUGACAAGGUCGAUGAUCUAUCAAGAAUGUAUCGGUUAUUCUGCAGAAUCCUUAAGGGUUUGGAUCCCGUGGCAGCUAUUUUUAGAGAGCAUGUUACAGGCGAAGGCACGGCCUUGGUAAAACAGGCAGAAGAUGCAGCCAGUAACAAAAAGGCUGAGAGAAAAGAUAUCGUUGGAGUGCAAGAGCAGGCCUUUGUGCGGAAGGUGAUUGAACUACAUGACAAAUAUCUGCAGUAUGUCAGCGACUGCUUUUUAAAUCAUUCUCUUUUUCACAAGGCAUUGAAAGAAGCUUUUGAAGUCUUCUGCAAUAAGGGUGUUGCUGGGAGUACAAGUGCAGAACUCCUGGCCACAUUUUGUGAUAAUUUAUUGAAAAAGGGAGGAAGCGAAAAGUUAAGUGAUGAGGCGAUCGAGGAUACACUUGAAAAGGUGGUGAAGCUCCUUGCAUACAUCAGUGAUAAGGACUUAUUUGCAGAGUUCUACAGGAAAAAGCUGGCUCGAAGGCUGCUCUUUGACAAAAGUGCCAAUGACGAUCAUGAGCGCAGUAUCUUGACCAAGUUGAAACAGCAGUGUGGAGGACAAUUCACCUCUAAGAUGGAGGGGAUGGUAACAGAUCUGACACUUGCACGCGAAAACCAAAUAAACUUUGAGGAGUAUUUGUCGGAUAACACCCAGUCAAAUCCAGGCAUCGAUCUGACAGUAACAGUUCUUACAACUGGCUUUUGGCCCAGUUACAAGUCUUCAGAUCUGGCUUUACCAGCAGAGAUGGUAAAAUGUGUGGAAGUGUUUAAGGAGUUCUAUCAAACGAAAACAAAGCAUCGGAAGCUGACUUGGAUAUAUUCCUUGGGAACUUGUAACAUAACAGGAAAGUUUGACGCUAAGCCUAUUGAGCUUAUUGUCACAACAUAUCAGGCUGCAGUGCUGUUGCUUUUCAAUGCUGCGGAUAGGCUGAGCUAUAAUGAUAUUAAGAGUCAGCUUAACCUUACAGACGAGGAUAUUGUUAGAUUGUUACACUCAUUGUCAUGUGCGAAGUACAAGAUUCUUAAUAAAGACCCAAUCACCAAAACUGUUGGACAAAGUGAUAUCUUUGAGUUUAAUACCAAGUUCACUGACAAGAUGAGGCGGAUUAAGAUUCCUCUGCCGCCAAUGGAUGAAAAGAAGAAGGUGAUCGAGGACGUGGACAAGGACAGGCGAUAUGCUAUUGAUGCUUCUAUCGUCCGGAUCAUGAAAAGUCGUAAAAUGUUGCCUCAUCAGCAACUGGUAUUGGAAUGUGUUGAACAGCUUGGGCGGAUGUUCAAGCCCGACUUCAAGGUGAUCAAGAAGCGAGUUGAGGACCUUAUUGCUCGUGAAUAUUUAGAGCGAGACAAGGACAAUCCCAACGUGUUCAAAUAUGUGGCGUAAUGAGUCAGGAAACCUCAGUUUGAAGCUCACUCGAAGGAGACAACUCUUGUUGGAAGGAUACCGCUGAACUAGGAUUUGCACAUAAAUACAUUGCUCAUGGAAUCUUGUCGACAUGCUUUAUUAAGAUCCAGUUCGUACUUGUUUAAAUUUUGUGGGAUUGUCUGGGUUCGAACCUAGCCAGUUAUAUAGAUUUACGAGCAUGUCUCUGAAUUGGUAAACCUUACAAUAGAGCUUGUGUAAGAGUUUGUAUUGCCAUUGUCUUUUUUUUUUUUUUUUUUUUUUUUUUUUAUAAAAAAAUAGAUGUAGAAUGGGUAACUGGUACCUGCCAUAAUUAGUGGUAGUUAGUACAGUGGUUAGACUAAUUGAUGGGUAGGACAUAAAUGAAAUUCAUAUAGCACAACACAUGUAUCUACACAUUUUGCUUAACAGCAAACGCCAACUUUGCAGUCUCUUGCAACUUUAAGUCA
This is a messenger RNA of Physcomitrium patens, 3045 nucleotides long. Its product is annotated as cullin-1. Gene Ontology annotation, biological process: ubiquitin-dependent protein catabolic process. The record is from RefSeq and is a predicted model, not a curated record. Gene Ontology annotation, molecular function: ubiquitin protein ligase binding. NCBI's taxonomy places the organism in Eukaryota, Viridiplantae, Streptophyta, Bryopsida, Funariales, Funariaceae.